GCCAUGCACGGCAACUGCACCGCUCAGCCCAACGCAUCACCGGGAGCACACUGCCUGCCCUUCAGGACAUCUACAGCACCCGGUGUCAAAGGAAGGUCAUGAAGAUCAUAAAGGACCUCAGCCACCUGAGCCACGGCUUGUUCACCACAUUAUCAUCCAGAAGGCAAGGUAGGAAGUUUUGCUUCAUUGUGAUGAGGUUCUGGCAUAUGUCCACUGCUGAUGUUCCUGAGGACCAGGAGAGUACCAAGAUCUUCAAAAUGGCCACCACUGAAGAAGACCGCCCACAGAAGAAGAUAGUGACAGCUGUCUAUGAAUUCCACUGGGAGCUGACCAAGGGAGCUGAACCUGAUUGGACAGUCACUAACAUCUGGCACUGGAAACUGAUAGGGUGAUUGGACAAGACCCAUGAACACCUCUGUCACCAGGAUACAGCAUCAGACCAAGCAUACACAGCAUCGUUGACCUAAUUCAGCUCUGACAACAUUAAACUCAACAAAACAUUAUUAACCAACAGGACUUCAAUCAGCAGGACCAUUGUACUCAGCCAAGCGCACACAAACUCAACUGAAACAUUACAAGUCAACAGAAGAGUCACCUUGAAUCCUAGCUGCUUUGUAGGGUGGACUGGAUGGAACCAGAGCCCUACACACUGAAAUACAGACCUAUUAUUUAUCCCUAAGUUCUCCGAUCUCAGGUUUGUUGGGAACAAUAGACUUUCUAUGAACCUCAGCAUGAACAAUUCGUUUCUACAAUAUCCCUGCUGUUAUAGAUUGUCCCAGAACAAAAUAAACUGCUUCACGGUGAUACUGUAUGACAUUUUGUCUCUGUGAAACAGUAUCACAGGUUAAACUGUUGUUCUGUAUUGUUCAGAAACACCUUAGUUGUCUGAUUAUUCAGAAGUAAAAUUGAUACCGCAUAGCAUCUAUAAAGGUAAGACACAAUUAAUAAACACAACAAUCCUCAGCAGAAGGGGGCGAUAGUGUUACACAAAUCACAUUAUGAAUUAGUGUUGAUUGAAAGCGGUUGGAUAAUAACUGGCAAGUCUCCCUAUCCUCCUAUAGAUGUUUAUAUGAUACACAUUUUACAUAAGUGACCUCGGUUUAGUUUGGGAAUAAACAAAGGUAGAAUAGUAUACACAUACCGGUCCCACUUUAAAGGAAGUACAGCUUGUAAAGGCUUUAUAUAGCAUACAUAAGCACUACAUAAAUGCUUCACAAAUAAUCUAUAAGCAUAUGUCAUAUUCUAUACAUUUUGUAAAAACAUACAAAGUGUGUAAUGUCACAUUUGGCAAAUCACCCUACAGUGUUAAUGGUUAUGUCACCCUUUAUACAUCAUUUAUAGAGUAUGACAGAUGCUUAUAGUUGAUUUGUUUUAUGUAGUGCUUAUGAAGCAUACAAAUAUCUUACAUUAUGAUUAAAUGUCUCAAAGGAAUCACAGAUGUCGGUGUACUGUAAUGUAUCGUGCCAGUGCCAAAAUCAAACAUCCUCUAUUAGGCCCUCAUUGUAUACAACUACAACCAUUUGUUCUUAACUGACUUGCCUAGUUAAAUAGAUUUUUAAUCAAAUACAAUGUGAAACAUUUACACUGACAGGCUAUUGAACACUGUGUUUCAUCCAAUUCUGUCAACUCUUAAAUCACACUAUUAAUGAUGCAUCAAAAAGAGAGACAAUUCCUUCAUUAGUAAGCAUUAAUUCAUGCAUAAUGAAAUAUGGAUGGGGAUUAUUAUAAUUUCCAGGCGUGGUAAUAUGGACAGGUGCGUAGGGGGUUCUGGUUAGACGCUUCCUGGUUAUUCCUAAUGUGAUUAUGAGUGUGCAUAGCUUUACUUAUGUUAAAACGCUAGUGAAUAUGUUUAUAGCAUAUUAGCCAAUUCACCACGCCAGGGUGUCAGAUUGUUAAAUGGUCAUUUACAGUAGUAGAAUAAUUGUGAUAAAACACUGACAAAAAGAUCAUGUGUUGUUUAUUAACAUGUUAUGUUUCUGUGUUGUUGGGUUUCGACAUAGAUUAGUGUAUGCACCCGGGAACCUUUUAUUCAUCUGGUUAUUCAAGUUGAUAUUGUUAUCCAAACAAUUCAAUAUGCCGUCAGUACAGUAGGUGGGUGUUUGCGCACGCUUGUGUGUAUGUGCGCACGCCUGUGUGUUUGUGUGUCUAAGGCUGUGGCUGUGGCCACAUAUUUAAUUAGGAUUGACAGAUUAACAUUAUAACACUGACUUAAUACAACCAUAGAGUAAAUAUGUGUGUAAAUCUAAUCAAAGAGUAUGACAGAAUAAACAGGACUUCAAAUGAUAAGACUCCGAUGGCAUUGAUGGUACUCAUAAUUCUCAAUAUUUACUUAGGUGUCAGGAGUAGAUA
Messenger RNA from Oncorhynchus kisutch (coho salmon), 2349 nucleotides. Its product is annotated as m-AAA protease-interacting protein 1, mitochondrial-like. The record is from RefSeq and is a predicted model, not a curated record. The coding region runs from base 99 to 392 and encodes 97 amino acids. The transcript is spliced from 3 exons. NCBI's taxonomy places the organism in Eukaryota, Metazoa, Chordata, Actinopteri, Salmoniformes, Salmonidae. Gene Ontology annotation, molecular function: ribosome binding. Gene Ontology annotation, cellular component: mitochondrial inner membrane. Gene Ontology annotation, biological process: protein insertion into mitochondrial inner membrane from matrix.